Sporothrix schenckii 1099-18 is the source of this 456-nucleotide messenger RNA. RefSeq lists its product as uncharacterized. The coding region runs from base 1 to 456 and encodes 151 amino acids. The record is from RefSeq and is a predicted model, not a curated record. The transcript is spliced from 2 exons. Lineage: Eukaryota; Fungi; Ascomycota; Sordariomycetes; Ophiostomatales; Ophiostomataceae.
AUGACGGGCCACGCCGAAGAAACCCUACCAAGUGCGUACACGAGCAGCGCGGGGCGAGUCUUGAGCGACCGAGGCAUCGAAGGAACGAGCAGCUUCGACCUCGAGCGACUCCGAGGAACCUCUGGCUUUGCUGCCAACGUCGACCCAGACCCGGUCCCCCAUUCUAUAACAAUUGCUAACCCGUCCCUCUUGUGCAGAAGCCACGCGCGAGCAGAUGAGCGAGGCCAAGCUGCCGCUGGCUUACCGCGACAGCUGCGCCAACCUGCUGAUCCCGCUGAACCGGUGCCGGUUCGAGACGUACUACCUGCCGUGGAAGUGCGAGGUCCGUCACCCACAGGAAUGACACUUGCUACCGAGAGACACAGCUACGAAAAGUGCCAGUACGAGGAGUUCAAGAAGCGGGUGGCCAAGAUGAACGAGUUACGAGAGGCCCGCGACGGUGCACGGAGCAAUUAG